Argiope bruennichi is the source of this 2165-nucleotide messenger RNA. It is a transcript of the gene bor, whose product is annotated as ATPase family AAA domain-containing protein 3-B-like. Gene Ontology annotation, cellular component: mitochondrion. Bases 117 to 1931 code for a protein of 604 amino acids. Gene Ontology annotation, molecular function: zinc ion binding; ATP hydrolysis activity; ATP binding. The transcript is spliced from 14 exons. The record is from RefSeq and is a predicted model, not a curated record. Lineage: Eukaryota; Metazoa; Arthropoda; Arachnida; Araneae; Araneidae. Gene Ontology annotation, biological process: mitochondrion organization.
UGAAAGAUUGCAGCAUCAUUUACCGGUAUUGACGCACGUGUGGCUAGUGCGCUAUUAAAAUUAUAUAUGUUUGUUAUUUCCUCGUGUGUUUAGUUUUGUAAUUUUAAGCAUUAAAAAUGAGUUGGUUAUUCGGACUUAGAAAGGACACUCCUCCUGAUUUCUCAAAUUUAGGAAUUCCUUCGGACCCGACCGGCGGACAAACAGGGGAAGGUCAACCUGCUGCCGGUGGUAGUGGUUCUGGGUCUGGUUCCAAUGAUGAUCGGAAAGCAAGCUCUUAUAGAUUUGAUUCCACUGCAUUGGAAAGAGCUGCAAAAGCAGCUAGAGAACUGGAGCAAUCUGCAAAUGCUAAAGAGUACCUGGAGCUUGCUAAAAUGCAAGAAGUUAAUUAUCAGCUCGAGAAACAGGCCAAAAUGAAAGAAUUUGAAGCUCAUAUUGAAAAUGCCAAAUCGGAACAAAUUCGUGUACAGCAAGAAGAACGGAGAAAAACUAUUGCAGAAGAAACAAAGCACAACCAAAUGCGUGCUCAAUACCAGGACCAGCUGGCUAGAAAAAGAUAUGAAGAUCAGUUGGUACAACAGCAAAAAGCUAAUGAAGAAAAUCUAAGGAAGCAAGAAGAAUCUAUUGCCAAGCAAGAAGCAAUGAGACGAGCUACACUAGAAAGGGAAAUGGAAAUUCGGAACCAGACAGAUAUGAAAAGAAUUGAAGCUGAAAUGAGAGCAAAAGCAAAAGUUGAUCGAGAAAAUCAAGAUUUAUAUCUGGAACAGAUCCGAUUAAAAGCAUCUGAAAGUAGAGUAACUGUGCUAGAAUCUAUAAAGACAGCUGGGUCUAUUUUAGGUACUGGGUUCAAUGCAUUUAUUAGUGAUUGGACUAAAGUUACAACUAGUGUUGCAGCUGUGACAAUGCUGGCAAUGGGUUAUUAUACUGUUAAGCGUGGCACAGGUGUUGCAGCCAGAUAUAUUGAAGCCCAUCUUGGGAAACCGUCAUUAGUACAAGAAACAUCUAGGCUAACUUUAGCAGAAGCUCUAAAGCAUCCAAUAAAGACAAAACAAAGAUUAACAACUAAACCCAAGGAUGUGUUGCAAGGUGUUAUUCUCAAUCCUGCUUUAGAGGAAAGAUUGAGCAAAAUUACAGUAGCCACAAGAAAUACAAAGAAAAAUAAGGGCAUGUAUAGAAAUUUACUUUUAUAUGGACCUCCUGGAACAGGAAAAACUUUGUUUGUAAAGAGAUUAGCUCAGCAUUGUAGUAUGAAUUAUGCAAUUAUGAGUGGUGGUGAUGUUGUAGCUAUGGGAAGGGAAGGAGUUACAGCCAUCAAUAAAGUAUUUGACUGGGCUAAUAAAUCUAGACGAGGUUUGCUGUUGUUUGUUGAUGAAGCUGAAGCAUUUUUGCGUAAGCGAAGUUCUGAAGCAAUUGGAGAAAAUGUCCGUGCUGCUUUGAAUGCCUUCUUGUACAGAACAGGAGACCAAUCAGAUAGAUUUAUGCUGGUUUUAGCCAGUAACACACCAGAACAGCUUGAUUGGGCCAUGAAUGAUCGUAUGGAUGAAGUUGUAGAAUUCCGACUUCCAGGCUUAGCUGAAAGAGAAAGGAUGAUUCGACUGUAUUUUGAUAAAUUUGUACUAUUUCCAGCUACUGAAGGCAAAAGGAGAUUCAAAGUGGAGCAAUUUGAUUAUAGCAAAGUAUGUUCAGAUAUAGCUAAAUUGAUUGAAGGUUUAUCUGGUCGAGAGAUAGUUAAACUUGCUUCAGCAUGGCAGUUUGCUGCUUAUGCUUCCGAUGAUGGUCUUCUAACCCAUGACAUGGUUAUGGCAGAAGUCAGGAAUGCUAUAAAACAACAUGAGCACAAGGCCAGCUGGCUAACAACAGAAGAAGCUAAAAAGCAAAUUCUAGAAGCUUCCAUACCUAGAGCAAUACCAUUAGAUUAUAAAUCAUCUAGUUAAUCAAAAUUUUCUUUUUUAGGGAUAAUAAUUUCAUGAACUUUGUAAAAAAUAUAUAGUCAUGUUCAUGUGAAAAACCCAGUAAACUGUUUUCCAGAAAUGAAAUUGAAUGAAUAUAUCUUAGUCAAAAGAUUAAAAAUUGUGUCAUAUUGAACACAAUCUUGUAUGAUAUGAUAGUACAGCUGUGCUGUCAAGAAAUAUUUUUAUAGAUAUAGUUGAAUGAAUAUAAUGAUUGAA